CCCCUUCCCCGCCCGCUGCCGCCGCCAUGGGCGCCGCGGGACCGCUGUGUGCCCUGCUCCUGCUGCUGGGCACCGGUACCAGCACCGGCACCGGGCCAGCCCCCCCCACUGUGGUGCUCGCCCUCCUGGCCCGUAACGCUCAGCACUCUUUGCCGCACUGCCUGGGAGCCCUGGAGCGCAUGGACUACCCCACGGGGAGCAUCGCCCUAUGGUGUGCGACAGAUCAUAACCUGGACAACACGACGGCGAUGCUGCAGGAGUGGCUGGGAGCAGUGGGCAAGGACUACCACUCGGUGUCCUGGAAGGUGCAGGAGGAGCCCAGCUCCUACCCUGAUGAGCUGGGACCCAAACACUGGAGUGACAAACGCUACGAAAACCUGAUGAGGCUGAAGCAGGAGGCUCUCACCUAUGCCCGGGAGCAGCAGGCAGACUACAUCCUGUUCAUGGACACUGACAGCAUCCUAACCAACAACCAGACCCUCAAGUUUCUCAUGGCACAGAACAAGUCAGUGGUGGCUCCCAUGCUGGACUCACAGACAUUCUACUCCAACUUCUGGUGCGGCAUCACACCCCAGGGCUUCUACCGCCGGACAGCUGACUACUUCCCCACCAAGAACAGGCAGCGGGUGGGCUGCUUCUCUGUCCCCAUGGUCUACGCCACCUUCCUCAUUGACCUGCGGAAGGAGGAGACGUCACGGUUGGCUUUCUACCCACCACAUCCCAACUACACCUGGGCCUUUGAUGAUAUCAUUGUCUUUGCCUACUCCUGCCAGGCAGCUGGUGCGGAUGUCCACGUCUGCAACCAGCAGCGUUUUGGCUACAUCAACGUCCCCGUGAAAGCCCACCAGACCCUGGAGGAUGAAUGUGCCAACUUUGUGCAUCUGACACUGGAGGCCAUGGUGGAUGGGCCCCCCAUGCAGCGCUCCAGGCACAUUUCCCUCCUCCCGAAGCCUCUCACAAAAAUGGGCUUUGAUGAAAUCUUCCUCAUCAACCUGGUGCGGAGGCCGGACCGGCGCUGGCGGAUGCUGUUAUCCCUGCAGGAGCUGGGAAUCGCCCCACGGGUGGUGGAUGCUGUGGAUGGGAGCACCCUCAACAGCAGUGACAUCAAGGUGCUGGGGGUAGACCUGCUCCCUGGGUACUACGACCCCUUCUCCGGCCGCACACUCACCAAGGGUGAGGUUGGCUGCUUCCUCAGCCACUACAACAUCUGGAAGGAGAUCGUGUCCCGGGGGCUGGAGAGGUCGGUGGUCUUUGAGGACGACGUGCGGUUCGAGGCCGCCUUCCCUGCACGGCUGCAGCAAUUGAUGGAGGAGCUGGAGGGGGCACAGCAGGACUGGGACCUCAUUUACCUGGGGAGGAAGCAGGUGAACGUGGAGGACGAGGCACCCGUGGAGGGCGUGCGGAACCUGGUGGUGGCCGGGUACUCCUACUGGACCCUGGCCUACACCAUCUCCUACCGUGGGGCACAGAAGCUGCUGGCUGCCAAGCCCCUCUCCAAAAUGCUGCCAGUGGAUGAAUUCCUGCCCAUCAUGUACGACAAACACCCCAAUGAGAACUACAAGCAGCACUUUGCUCCCCGGGACUUGCUGGUGUUUUCAGCUCAUCCCCUCCUGGUUUACCCCACCCACUAUGCUGGGGACAGCAACUGGCUGAGUGACACUGAGACCUCCACCAUCUGGGAUGACGAUGCCAAGAAGACCGACUGGGCUGGCUCACAGAAGACCCUGAGGGACACACGGGGCAGCACCGGCCACCUCCACUCUGCUGCCCGUGACGAGCUCUGAGGGGACAAGGGAUUGUGACCCCAUUGGGAGCACCGUGGGACAGUGGCCUGAUCCAGACACGCAGCCAUCCUGGACAGAUCCCACAGGGUCCUUUGAAUCUGCACAUGGCCAAUACAUCCAAGGCAGGAUUUGAGCCCAGGGCUCCUGGAGAGCCCUUACCCUGCCUGGCAGAGAGACUGGGGGAGCACUCUGCUGUGUCUGCUGAGGACACAUCUCUAGGACCACCCAGAGUGAUGCCAACUCUGCUGUCUCCUACCAGCGUGGACUUUGGGAGUUUCUUCAGGCUUGGGGCUGGUUUCUGUGGUGGCACAUGUGGCCUCCUGCCACCGACUGGGCUUGUCUCUUGCCUGUGCCAUGUCCAGGCUGAAGCCCAGGGAGGAUUAAAGCAGACUGUGUGUGAGC
Molecule: messenger RNA, 2186 nt
Organism: Calypte anna (Anna's hummingbird)
Lineage: Eukaryota; Metazoa; Chordata; Aves; Apodiformes; Trochilidae
Gene: CERCAM
Product: cerebral endothelial cell adhesion molecule
Exons: 13
Coding region: 27-1784 (585 amino acids)
Source: RefSeq, a predicted model, not a curated record